AUGCCAAAGAAAAACAAGCCAAAACGUGUCGCACUUACUGAAGAAAUGAUGAUGGUUGAAUAUGAGGAAUCAUCGAAGGUGUCUGUUAUGGGUAUAACAUUCACUGAUGAAGACAUGAUCCUUGUGUCCACUGUAUUGAAAAAACUCGGCGAUCUAGCUACAGUUAGAUUGGCUUCAAUCAGUAUAGGGGACGAAGGAAUGAAAUAUGUAGUCGAAGGUUUACGAAAUAUCACGACAUUGGUUGAAAUUACUUUGGGAAACACUGGCUUGGGAUCCGAAUCAGUACGAAUUUUCACUGAGAUUUUAGGAAAUAAGACCGCAUUGACCAUUCUCGAUCUCACAGAGAAUAGUAUCGAAGGUGAUGGAGUUCAACAUCUGACACUCACUGAGUUACGUCUUACAACUAACCAGAUCGGAGACGAAGGAGCACAGCACUUGUGUGAUCUUUUACGAAAUACUACAACACUUACCAUACUCCAAAUUGGUAACAAUGAUAUCGGAGAAGAAGGAAUUCGACACUUCGCUGAUGCUUUAAAAAAUAAUAAGACGAUCACAACACUCGAUCUCAGUACUAAUAAAAUCAAAGAUGAAGGAGCCCGAUAUUUGGGUGUUGCUUUACGUGAUAAUACAACACUCAGUGAACUGAAUCUUGGAUCGAGUGAAAUUGAAGCUGAAGGAGCCCGACUUCUAGGCGAUGGAUUACGAAAUAAUAAGUCACUCACCAGUCUACAUCUUACCAGAAAUAGCAUCGAAGACGAAGGGGUUCAACAUUUACUUAAUGCUUUAGAAAAUAACACUAUACUCAACCACCUUGAUCUUGCAUGGACUGAAUUUGAAGAUGAUGGAAAAAAAGCAAUUGACGAUUAUGUGAAAAAAACAGGACAUACUGUCUUUACGGACCGCGAUUUUUAG
This is a messenger RNA of Adineta steineri, 912 nucleotides long. NCBI's taxonomy places the organism in Eukaryota, Metazoa, Rotifera, Eurotatoria, Adinetida, Adinetidae. The record is from the annotation of a GenBank genome assembly.